AUGGAGGAGGAGGAGGGCGAGAGCCGCGACUGGACCGGGAUGCAGUCAGACGCGCUCUCCACCAUAUUCGGGAAGCUGGACGCGGCCGACCUCCUCACGGGAGCCGGGCAGGUAUGCCACGCGUGGCGCCGUCUCGCCGACGGCGACACCACGCUGUGGCGUCGCGUCGAGAUGACCCACGAUGUAGACAUCCUGGAGGCCGGGGCCAUGGCCUGCGCCGCCGUCGACCGCGCCGCUGGCACCAUGGAGGCCUUCUCAGCCGACACCUUCGUCACUGAUCUCCUCCUCCGCUACAUCUCCGACAGAGCAUUCUCAUUGAAGAGCCUUCAGCUCAGCUUUUGUGAUAAAGUAUCUGAUAAAGGGUUGGCUGAGGCAAUUAAUCGCCUUCCUCAGCUUGAAGAAUUGGAUAUUUCGUUCUGCUCAUUGUAUGGCAAUUUUUGCGAGUUAGUUGACAAAAACCGCUCACAACUGAAAUGCUUUAGGCUAAAUGAAUGCUGGGCUGAUUUUCAUAAGCGGUUUGAUGCAGCCUAUGAGCGCAUGGAGAUUGACCCAGAAGCGUCAUGGAUUGCUAACAGUAUGCCUCGUCUCCAAGUCCUUCAGUUGAUUGGUAGCGAAGUAACUAAUGAUGGACUGAUGGCAAUCCUUGACCAUUGCCCUCACCUUGAAUCACUUGACAUACGUAUGUGCUACAACCUCCAAAUUGAUGAUGCUAUGAAAUCAAAGUGUGCUAGAAUUAGAAACCUUAAGCUUCCUCAUGAUCCCAUCUCUGAUUUCAAGUACUGGGCCUACGUUGACAGUGAGGAUUACAGUGAAGAUUACUCUGGUUCUGAUUUUGAGGUUGAUAUGCACGAUGAUUUGCUGGAUGUGGUCAUGGAUGAUGAUGCUGAUGAUGCUGAUGGUGAAUUCAAUUAUGUGGAUGAUUAUGAUGAUGUUGGCUCAGAAUCUGCCAUGUAUGAUGAUGUCGAUGACAUCUAA
This is a messenger RNA of Triticum turgidum subsp. durum (durum wheat), 975 nucleotides long. NCBI's taxonomy places the organism in Eukaryota, Viridiplantae, Streptophyta, Magnoliopsida, Poales, Poaceae. The record is from the annotation of a GenBank genome assembly.